Molecule: messenger RNA, 1459 nt
Organism: Platichthys flesus (European flounder)
Lineage: Eukaryota; Metazoa; Chordata; Actinopteri; Pleuronectiformes; Pleuronectidae
Gene: angptl8
Product: angiopoietin like 8
Exons: 4
Coding region: 205-792 (195 amino acids)
Biological process (GO): regulation of lipid metabolic process; triglyceride homeostasis
Source: RefSeq, a predicted model, not a curated record
CAAGCAAACAAAUUCAUCAUCCAGGGGCUCCUCUGAUGAUGAUAAGCUCUGCACAGCUUUGACAGACAAAUUCGUAUUUUACAGCUUUCCUGCAUCGUAUGUGAGAUUUUAAAUCAAAAUUCCUUUGGCUGAAUUGUUGGAAAAGCGAACAAAUAACUGAGUGAAACAGAUCACAAGACUUCAAUCAGUUUGUAAACUACAAGAAUGAUCAAGAUGAUCUGGGCUCUGUGCUUGCUUUGUAUGGCUGGGGGUUUGAGAGAAGCCCAUGCAGGUCCACUCCCGAUGACCAGCAAGAUGGAAGACAAGGCUGCACCGCAGGAGGAAGUCAACGUGCUGAUGUUUGGUGUCAUACAGCUCAGCGAAUCCCUAAAUUAUGUUUAUGAAACAACUGCGGCAAAGAUUGGGAAAAUCAGCAAGGCGCUAACCAGCCACGAGGGGACUCUGCAAAUGCUGGGGAAGCAGACUGAGCUGGCGGCCGAGGCGGAGAAAGAGAUGAAAGACGUGUUACAGUCGCUACAGGCCCAGAUGGCCAAGCAACAAGAUCAGACUGUGAUGACUAAAGACUGGCUGGCCAGCAUGGAGCAGGAAGAGGUGGAGCUCAAGACAAAAGUGAGGAGGCUGGAGAUGUAUCUCAACAACUUCGCCCCCACCAGCAUCAAAGAGCUGCAGGAGAGAGCAGAGGAGCAUUCCUACGUCUUGAAAUGUUUACAGGAUUUGACCCAGUUCCACAAAGAGAAUAUUGAGACCCAGAUCAAGCAGCUCUCCAAACUGCAGAGGAUGAGUGAAGCGUAGACAUAGUUUCAAGAUUCGCCACUGAGGUCUUCCUCCUCUAACCAGUUCUGAAUGAGACGAGUCCACAUAGAUCUCAACUGUGGAACAUCACUGCACUCCCUCCUGAACCUGCUUUGUAUACUACAGAUCUAAUGUAUGACCAGAAAAUAUUUUUAUGUUUUGAUUAUAUUGUACAGCAGUCCUAUAUACUCCCCUGGCACUUAUAACUACAGCAGUCUAGUACAGCAGUCCUGCAAUAAAAUCUACCUUCAUAACAGUAAAUAUAACGAGAGGGUAGUCAGUUAUGUUGAAGUUUUAACAAGGUGUUGAUUCAACUUUUUGUAGGUAUGUUGUAAGCUGCAGUUUGUGUUUAAAUGUUUUAGUAAAAAUUGAACAUCUUAGCAUUAUUGAAGGUAGAAUUUACUGCAGGACUGCUCAUUAGUUUUAGCUACAUGUACGACAGCUAACAAUAUUUCUUAUAUAAUAUUUUUGUGCCUUUUGUUUAUCUUGACCUUGAAGCAUUUGAUACAUUUAUUUAAUGAAAAUGCCAUUCAAAUUAAGUUGUUAAAUUAUAAGAUCAUUUAUGCCUGACAGUAUUGUCAAAAAAAAAUAAUAGCUUGUUUUAACAUUUUUAGAUUUUAUACAUUAUAAAACAAUGAAAUAAAUAAAGUUCAGUCUCAAUUAAGAA